Molecule: messenger RNA, 1238 nt
Organism: Malurus melanocephalus (red-backed fairy wren)
Lineage: Eukaryota; Metazoa; Chordata; Aves; Passeriformes; Maluridae
Gene: MED19
Product: mediator complex subunit 19
Biological process (GO): positive regulation of transcription by RNA polymerase II
Cellular component (GO): mediator complex
Molecular function (GO): transcription factor binding; transcription coregulator activity
Source: RefSeq, a predicted model, not a curated record
GGCGGCCCCGCGCGGGGCACGCCGGGAAUAUGGAGAACUUCUCGGCGCUGUUCGGCGCGGCCGAGCCGCCGCCCGCCGCCGCCGCCGCGCUCGGGUUCGGACCCGCCAAGGCGCCGGGAGCCGGGGCCGCGCCGCCGCCCGCCGCCUCGGCCGCCGCCGCGCCGCCACCGGGCGAGGACGCAGCCCGCAAGGCCGCCGCCGGCCCCUUCUACCUGCUGCGGGAGCUGCCAGGCACCACGGAGCUGACGGGCAGCACCAACCUGAUCACACACUAUAACCUGGAGCACGCCUACAACAAGUUCUGCGGGAAGAAGGUGAAGGAGAAGCUCAGCAACUUCCUCCCCGACCUGCCCGGCAUGAUCGACCUGCCUGGCUCCCACGACAGCAGCAGCCUUCGCUCGCUCAUCGAGAAGCCGCCCAUCUGCGGCAGUUCCUUCACACCUCUCACGGGGGCCAUGCUGACCGGCUUCCGCCUGCACGCCGGCCCGCUGCCUGAGCAGUGCCGGCUGAUGCACAUCCAGCCCCCUAAGAAAAAGAACAAGCACAAGCACAAGCAGAGCCGCACGCAGGACCCCGUCCCCCCAGAAACCCCCUCGGACUCCGACCACAAGAAGAAAAAGAAGAAAAAGGAGGAGGAUCCAGAGCGGAAGAGGAAGAAGAAAGAGAAGAAGAAAAAGAAGAACCGGCACAGCCCCGAGCACCCAGGGGUGGGCAGCUCCCAGGCCAGCAGCAGCUUACGGUGAGGCCGCGCCAAUCUGGGGAUCCCCCGGCCCAUGGGAACGGCCCCGGCUGACCCCAGGGACACUGGGGCUGGCCUGCCCUCUCCCCCAGCAAAGGGGACACCCUUGCAGCCUCCCAGGACCAGGAGCAUGGACUCUGUGGGUGCCAUCCUUGAACUUUUGUACCUGAAGAACCCAGAGCAUUGGGRUCUCCUUUUUAGUCACCUUUUAAUUAAAGUCUGCUCUAAGGAGGGGCUGGURGCAGUGGCUGCUGUGACCCGCGGCUGUCAUGGAGGAGCCCAGACCAGAAUGACCCUGCAGCGUGCAGGGCACCCUCCUUUGGAUCCCAAAUCUCACCAGCACCUGUGACACCUUCCCUGGAGCCGCUUUUCCCAUGCCUGGAAAAUCCUUACCUGCUSCCCAAACACAGCUCCAAGGUGGUGCCUCCCCAAAACCGGGGCAGGCUCAGCUCUUACCAGACCCCCUUCCCUCUCCCCCUCGGGAUCGGGGGCAAGGCCA